GCCGAGCCGAGCCGCUUCCUGCCGCUAUAAAUAACCGCGCCCGGACCAACAUGUCCCGGCCGCCGCAGCGGCUGGAGCUCCGGAGGGAGCUGCCGUCCCCUCCCGCCGUCUAACUCCCCCCCGCGGAGAGCGGAAUGUGCACCCUGGGAAAUGUUAUUGCGAUCUAGCAGCAAGUGUAUUCUGGACUGAAUUUGCCAGGCCUCCUAUUCUGUGCAAGCGUCUCUCCGGCUGGUGACGAGGUUUCUUAGCAAGACCGGACGGAGUUGAGUCUUCCACCAUGCCCGUGCCUCCCCCUCCAGCUCCCCCGCCGCCCCCAACACUGGCCUUGGCAAAUACUGAAAAGCCGUCCCUAAGCAGGUCAGAACAAGCAGGGCGAAAUGCUCUAUUAUCUGAUAUUACCAAAGGAAAAAAGCUAAAGAAGACUGUUACUAAUGACAGAAGUGCUCCAAUUCUAGACAAACCCAAAGGACCUGCUGGAGGUGGCGGUGGUGGCUUCGGAGGAGGUGGCGGUGGAAGCAGCGGGGGUUUUGGUGGUGGCGGCGGCGGUGGUGGCAGCUUUGGUGGUGGUGGACCACCUGGCCUUGGAGGCCUUUUUCAAGCCGGAAUGCCAAAGCUCAGAUCUGCCGCAAGUCGAGAUGCCGAUGCCGGGGGAGGAGGCCGCCCGCCCGCCCUGCCGCCCGGAGGCCGCUCCGCUGCCGCCAAGCCCUUCUCGCCGCCGAGCGGCCCGCCGCGCUUCCCCGGGCCACCCUCGGGGCCGCGGACCUCCGCUCCCGAGCCGCAGAGGAGCCGCAUGCCGCCGCUGAGGCCCGACGUCGGCUCCAAGCCCGAGGCCGUGCCGCCGCCGGUGCCCAGCACCCCCCGGCCCAUCUCCAGCCUGCACAACAGGGGCUCGCCCCCGGUGCCGGCCCUGAGCCGGCAGCCCAGCCUGGGGCCCUCGCCCCCGCCGUUCCCGGGCAGCCGGAGCGCGGGGUCGGCCGGGCCCCUCCGGCAGCCCGGCCCCGGCCCGGCGACCCCCUUCUCCGGCCGGCCGCCGCUGCCGCCCACCCCGGGCCGGCCGGCGGACGACAAGCCGCCGCCCCCGCCGCCCCCCGCCGGGCACAGGCCGCCCGCCGCCCGUGAGGCGGCUCUGCCCCCGCCGCCUCCGCAGAACAGCAAGCCGCCGGUACCCUCCGCCCCCAGGCCCGGCCUCGGCGCCCCGGCGCCCCCGCCGCCCCCACCCAGCAGGCCGGGGCCGCCCCCCGUCCCGCCCGUCCCCGGCGGCAGCGACGAGAUGCCGCGGCUGCCCCAGAGGAACAUCUCGCUGGGCUCCUCCUCGGCGCCCGGCGGCGUGGGGGGGCGCUCCGGACCCCUGCCCCCCCCGCCCAGCGAGAGGCCCCCGCCGCCCGUCAGAGACCCCCCCAGCCGGUCAGGCCCCCUCCCACCACCUCCUCCCAUAAGCAGGAAUGGAAGCACUUCAAGAGCUUUGCCUGCUACUCCCCAGCUGCCCUCCCGGGCAGGGCUGGAGAACCAGAGAGGUGGACCACGACCACCGCUUCCCCCCGACCGGCCAGGCUCAGCAGCACCGCCGCCGCCACCACCGCCUUCAUCGGCUGUCAGAAACGGCUUCCAGGAUCCAGGUGACGAUGAAUGGGAAAGCAGAUUUUCUUUUCAUCCUAUAUCUGAUUUGCCGCCUCCAGAGCCUUAUGUACCCGUGAACAGAAGUUAUCCCAGUAAACUAGCAAGAAAUGAAAGUAGAGGUGGCUCUGGCCGAAAAGAAAGAGGUGCCCCCCCGCUUCCGCCGAUACCAAGGUGAAAUGGGUUCUGGCCCAUCUUUGGGCAACGUCUGUUUUCAAGUUUCCUUCGAGUCAGCUCUCCUGUCCACAUCAUUGGAAAGUUGUCUGUUUUGCUUUAUUUCCACUUUUGGCUUGUCAGCUGGAACAAACUUCAGUCUCUAUUACAGAAGUAAUAGAUGCAGCUUAUGAACUAUAGUUGCUCAAAGCUAUAAAUUUUAUUUGCUUAUACUGCAGGCUGUCAUGAAAGGCAUUUUGUGGACCAUACACAACAUAUGUGCAUCAUGCUUACCGUGUCCAGCCCUGUCCCCUUGAGAGCUCCACGGAAGGUCUGGCUUUGAAUUGAAUGAGAGCUGGAACAAAGCUGUUUCAUUCACUUUGGGUACAGUGGCUGUAUUAUUUGAAUGGUAAAGUACAGUCUAUUUUCUGUUCAAAAAAACAGUUGCUGGGGAAAUCCGUGUAGCCAAGAGUCCCCUGGAUCCUUCUUUGCAUGCCUAACUUGGCCCAUCUGCUUCUGCAAGCCAUAGACCUACUACAUGGUGACCAAGAGUUCAUCCUUAACCUUUUCACCUCAGCUUAGCCAAGCAAACCUUAUUUUAAACUAUAGAUAGCGCAUCCUGCCCUGAGGAUGGAGUGUGUCUGGCCUUGUUUUUAUCUGCGGAGAAUCUUCCAAAGAAAAGCACAAGUGAAGAAUUCAGCAGCAUAAAAAUAUCUUUUUUGGUUUUUUUAUCCCUCUUUCCUUGUUUCUAAAUAGUGUUCGCUUUUAGUCACCUAAUUCUUUCCUGCUCUGGUGUGGACCAACCCACAGUCAUCUGUGUCCUGGAUUAAUGCCCUCUACCUAAGACUACAUGCGAAGAGUCCUCAGAAAGUAGUCUUGGUGCAAAUGCAAAAGUUAUUGUAGUUGCAGCCUCCUUCUGUAAAGCAUCGCUAACACCAGUACUCCACAGACUGCUUCCCGGUUGUUUUCUUUAGUACAAUUAAAUGAUGGGUUUUGACUUAAAAAGCUUCCUGGGGUUUAGGUCACAACUCUCAAGAGAGAUUGUAUUUGAAUUGCGUUACAGUAGAGCGGUCCUUUGAUGUAGUGAAGGAGGUCUGGCGUUUGUGCAUUCCAGUGGGAGCAGUAGCUCCAAAAUUUGCUGUCUGUGCUGGUUCGAGAGCAAUGGGAAGAUUUGGCCUUCUGAGUUUACCAUGAAGCCUGUCCUUUCAAACUUUGCUGCAGGGAGUUCUCUGCAGAGAGCUGCAAGGCUUACUUUAACAGAAGAGAGAGUAAAGUAUUUCAACAUUGUGACAUUUGGUGCAUAUGUUUAAUGGCUUUGGAAUUUUGUAUAUGAGAAAAGAGUUCAUUGUACGAGUGCCUUUUACAAACAGAUCUAAAUGUACAUAAAAUGCCUUUGGAAAUUGAAGAUGAUAAUUCUGGAUUUGCUGAAUUCAUCGCUGAAUGAUAGCUCUUUGUUAAUUGGACUUCUGAAGGUUAGCUCUGAAAAACUUCUCCUCUGUCUCCUCAACAGUUUCUGUUUCUUCAACAUACUCCUUGGGAUCCCCACCAAGCCUGUAUCAGCAGUCGUGCUUCACAGGGUUUAGCUCCAAAAAAAAAAUAAA
Chroicocephalus ridibundus (black-headed gull) is the source of this 3368-nucleotide messenger RNA. It is a transcript of the gene WIPF1, whose product is annotated as WAS/WASL interacting protein family member 1. The record is from RefSeq and is a predicted model, not a curated record. Gene Ontology annotation, molecular function: actin binding. Bases 278 to 1792 code for a protein of 504 amino acids. NCBI's taxonomy places the organism in Eukaryota, Metazoa, Chordata, Aves, Charadriiformes, Laridae. The transcript has 9 exons.